Uranotaenia lowii is the source of this 896-nucleotide messenger RNA. It is a transcript of the gene SmB, whose product is annotated as small nuclear ribonucleoprotein-associated protein B. Lineage: Eukaryota; Metazoa; Arthropoda; Insecta; Diptera; Culicidae. Bases 156 to 770 code for a protein of 204 amino acids. The record is from RefSeq and is a predicted model, not a curated record. Gene Ontology annotation, biological process: mRNA splicing, via spliceosome. Gene Ontology annotation, cellular component: U1 snRNP; U2-type prespliceosome; U4/U6 x U5 tri-snRNP complex. Gene Ontology annotation, molecular function: RNA binding. The transcript is spliced from 2 exons.
GAUCUCGCUCGGCUUGCAGUCGGAACCGGGCGCUUCCUUUGCGAUUUGAAUUGCUUAUUUUUCCAUUUAUUGAAGGUUGUUUGGUGCUCGAAGCAUCGAAAUUCCGAUCUACAUCUUGUUCUUGUGCCGGAAGUGAAUAAGAACCAAGCUUCAAAAUGACGAUCGGCAAGAACAACAAGAUGAUCCAGCUCCUGAACUAUCGGGUGCGGAUCGUGCUACAAGAUUCCCGUACCUUUAUCGGGACGUUCAAAGCAUUCGACAAGCACAUGAACUUGAUCCUCGGAGACUGCGAGGAGUUCCGUAAAAUCAAGCCGAAAAACACCAAACUGCCAGAGAGGGAAGAGAAACGUGUCCUGGGAUUCGUUCUGCUUCGAGGAGGGAACAUCGUUUCGCUAACGGUCGAAGGACCACCACCACCCGAGGAAGGUCUUCCUAGGGUACCGAUUCCGGGGGGUGCUCCGGGACCCGGUAUGGGCCGAGUUGCCGGCCGUGGUAUGCCCGCUAACAUUGCGGGUGUCCCGGCUGGGCUUCAGGGACCGGUACGUGGAGUGGGAGGUCCAUCUCAACAGCACAUGGCUCCGGUUGGACGUGGCAAUCAAGUUUCGGCACCACCACAAAUGCGUCCGAUGAUGCCCGGAGGGCCACCACCAGGCAUGAUGGGACCGGGAGGAAUGAACCCAAUGGCCGGUAUGGCACGAGGAGCACCGCCACCACUUCGAGGACCACCACCCGGUAUGAUGCGAGGCGGUCCACCACCCAGACCCUACUAGAUCGAAGGUUUUUUUCGGUACCCGGUAAUUUAGUAUUAAGUUUACUAUCGAAUGAACGAUACACCCUCAUUACCUACUUUCAAUUCCUAACUUUUGUAAAUUCAAUAAAUUGAAAUGCUACCACAA